Micromonas pusilla CCMP1545 is the source of this 843-nucleotide messenger RNA. RefSeq lists its product as uncharacterized. Bases 1 to 843 code for a protein of 280 amino acids. Gene Ontology annotation, biological process: cytochrome b6f complex assembly. Lineage: Eukaryota; Viridiplantae; Chlorophyta; Mamiellophyceae; Mamiellales; Mamiellaceae. The record is from RefSeq and is a predicted model, not a curated record. The transcript has a single exon.
AUGAGCGCCGCGACCGCGUCCGUCGCGGCUCCGCGGCUCACGUCGCGGCGCGCGCGCCGUCUCCGCGACGACGCGCGCGCCCCCGUCCAUCGCCCCCGCCGCGCCUUCCCCCCGCGCGGCGCGCGCGCGGCGGCGCAGGACGACGACUUCGCGGUGUUCCGCUUCACGCUCGGGAUCCCGGGGUUCGACGACGCGGACAUCCCGCGCGUCGUCGGCCUCCUCGGCGCGGGGCUCCUCGUCGCGAACCACCUCGCGUCGUCCAACCCGUCCGACGCGCAGGCGCGAACGGAGCUCGUCGGCGCCGCGCUCUCCGCCGCGUGCGUCGCGACGCCGUACUUCGGUCGCCGAAUCGACGAGGCGAGCGCGGGCGUCCGCGGCGGCGCGCUCGACGUCCCGGGCGCGGAGCAAGUCUUCGCGUUCGCGGACGACGUGGACGACGCCGCCAAGGCGGACAUCGCGUGGGGGACGUACGCGCUGCUGACGCAGACGAACGCGCGCGGGGUGAUCGUGCUGGACGCGGACGGGCGCGUGCGAUGCGCGCGAGGGUCCGUCAGGCUGCCGUCCACGGGCGUCGCGCCGCCGGGGCCGUCGAGCGCCGUCGUCGCGGACCUGACGCGGACGAUUCGCGCGUCGGGGUGCGUGCCCGACGGCGGCGAGGAGGAGGUGUACCUCGCGGAUCGAGGCGCGAUCGAUCGCGUCGGCGCGAACGAGUGGGGGUGGAUGCCGCCGGGCGCGGAGUCGGUGUUCGUCGCGAGGAACCUCCUUCUGGCGUCGGACGAGCCGAGGGCGUUCUCGAAGAAGCAGAGGAGCUGGGCGCGCGCGAUCGCGAAGAAGCUGAGUUAG